UCGCGCAGCGAUGGCGGAGGCUGUGGAGCGCACUGACGAGCUGGUCCGGGAGUAUCUGCUCUUCCGCGGCUUUACGCACACGCUGAGGCAGCUGGACGCCGAGAUCAAGGCGGACAAGGAGAAAGGGUUCCGGGUGGACAAGAUUGUGGACCAGUUGCAGCAGUUAAUGCAGGUGUAUGACUUGGCUGCCCUUCGGGAUUACUGGAGUUACCUGGAACGGCGACUCUUCAGUCGCUUGGAGGAUAUAUAUAGACCCACCAUCAACAAGCUGAAAACCAGCCUGUUCCGCUUUUAUCUUGUCUACACCAUCCAGACAAACAGAAAUGACAAAGCUCAAGAGUUCUUUGCAAAGCAGGCCACAGAGCUCCAGAACCAGGCCGAGUGGAAGGAUUGGUUUGUCCUGCCCUUCCUGCCAUCCCCAGACACCAACCCCACCUUCGCUACCUACUUCUCUCGACAGUGGGCCGAUACCUUCAUUGUGUCCCUGCACAACUUCCUGAGCGUCCUGUUUCAGUGCAUGCCAGUUCCCGUAAUCCUGAACUUCGAUGCGGAAUGCCAGAGGACCAACCAGGUUCAAGAAGAAAAUGAAGUUCUUCGCCAGAAGCUUUUCGCCCUGCAAGCCGAAAUCCACCGCCUGAAGAAAGAGGAGCUGCAGCCGGAGGAGGAAGAGGCCUUGGUCCAGCACCAGUUGCCUCCUUAUGUCUCCCACAUGGACCGCCUGGGGGACUCGGAGCUGGCCAUGGUGUGCAGCCAGAGGAACACUUCCCUGUCGCAGUCGCCUCGAGUGGGUUUCCUGUCCUCCCUGCUGCCUCAGAGUAAGAAGAGCCCCUCAAGGUUGUCGCCUGCCCAGGGUCCCUCUCAGGCUCCGAGCUCAGCCAGGAAAGAGCCUCUCAGCGGUCAGACUGCCAAGGGAAAGGACACGGCGUGCGGGCCCAAAGAUGGGAAGAGCCUCUUCGGCGGGCUGGCGUCCGGGGAGUCCAGCUGGUCGCAGCACCGGCAACGGCGCUUGCAGGAUCACGGCAAGGAGAGGAAGGAGCUCUUCUCUAUGACUUUGCAGGUAUGCGCAGAGAAGAAGGCCGAGGCUAGUGGCCCAGAGGCUGAGCCCUGCCCCGAGCCCCAUGUGGAGGCACUGGAGACGCUGACACGGGCUUCUGCAGCAGGUGCCGAGGGCGGAGGGGUCCGCCCCGAGCAGCCGUUUAUUGUGCUGGGGCAGGAGGAGUACGGGGAGCACCACUCCUCUAUCAUGCACUGCAGAGUGGAUUGCUCGGGAAGGAGGGUCGCCAGCUUGGAUGUAGACGGGGUCAUCAAAGUGUGGUCCUUCAACCCCAUCAUGCAGACCAAAGCGUCCUCCAUUUCCAAGUCGCCACUGCUGUCUCUAGAGUGGGCCACCAAGCGGGACAGGCUGCUCUUGCUGGGCAGUGGUGUGGGGACGGUGCGUCUUUAUGACACAGAAGCCAAGAAGAAUCUCUGUGAGAUCAACAUCAACGAUGAUAUGCCCAGAAUCCUGUCACUUGCCUGCAGCCCCAACGGGGCCUCUUUCGUCUGUUCGGCCGCCGCUCCGAGCCUCGCUGCCCAGGUGGACUUCUCGGCUCCAGAUAUUGGCAGCAAGGGUACUAACCAGGUUCCCGGCAAGCUGCUGCUGUGGGACACGAAAACCAUGAAGCAGCAGCUCCAGUUCUCUCUGGACCCCGAACCCAUUGCCAUCAACUGCACCGCUUUCAAUCACAACGGGAACCUGCUGGUUACGGGGGCAGCUGAUGGUGUCAUCCGGCUGUUCGAUAUGCAGCAGCACGAGUGCGCCAUGAGCUGGAAGGCCCACUGCGGGGAGGUCUUCUCGGUGGAGUUCAGUUACGACGAGAACACCGUGUACAGCAUCGGCGAGGACGGGAAGUUCAUCCAGUGGGACAUCCACAGGAGUGGCCUGAAGGUGUCCGAGGACAGCCUCCCCGCCGACGCCACCGGCCCCUUUGUGCUGUCGGGUUACAGCGGCUACAAGCAGGUUCAAGUGCCCCGGGGCCGGCUCUUCGCUUUUGACUCGGAGGGAAAUUACAUGCUGACGUGCUCUGCCACAGGGGGCGUCAUCUACAAGCUAGGCGGGGAUGAGAAGGUUCUGGAGAGCUGCUUGAGCCUGGGCGGCCACCGAGCCCCUGUGGUCACUGUGGACUGGAGCACGGCCAUGGACUGUGGGACGUGCCUCACUGCGUCCAUGGAUGGCAAGAUCAAGCUGACCACCCUGCUGGCUCAUAAACUCUGACGGGACCCCCCCCCCCGAGGGACACCCACGGAGGCAGUGUUAUCCUGUUAUCCUGGGGGAGUGGAGUGACGGGACCCGAAGACAGAGCAGAGUGCUUCCUGCUCCUGGCCAGUGUGGGGACUCCUCAGGGAAAGACAGUCCAGGGAACUCUGGCUCUUUCCAGCAGCAGAGACCGGACAGGAGCCACACUGAGUCAUGGCACAAGUGCCCCCAGAGACCAGCGUGCUGGGCUGUGCAAGGGGCAUGCUCAGGCGGCAGGGACGAAAGUUCAGGAAGCAGGAGAUGCAGCAGAUGGCUGCUCUCUUGGCCCAGGAGGGAGUGACAGUAUUUUGUAUAUAUUUGCUCAUUUUUUCCUUUUUUUUUUUUUUUAAAAAAAAGAAUAUUCUCGUGGUCACCUGGUAUCUCUUUCUGGAACGCGUGCGUGCAGCAGAGCGUCUCCUUUUCACCCUUUGCCCUUGGAGAGGCAGAUGUUCCAACAGGAAGCUGGUCAGCUGCGAGCUGAGGCCCUGCGUGCCAGGUGUUGCCGGCUGUGGGGCUGAGCCGUGUGGAGGUUUGCUUGUUGCUUUGCCUUAGAGCUAGGCGUCCUGUCUCCCACCGCCGGGCUAGGUAAGGUUUGUGCUCUUCCUCUUUCUUUGGGCUGCAGUCAGGGAGGUCAUAGUGUUCCUUUUCUUCUGUGCGUUGGUGGAGCUUCUCGAGAUGAGGUUAGGGUCUGAGGCCUCUGACUCCAGCUGCCCCGUCCACCUGGGUGGGUGUCCCUGUCCUUCUGCCACUGAGGCUCUGCUUGUUCUGUCUCCUUCCCAUCUUGGAGGUGGACCGGAGCCAGCCGCCAGCGCCCUCUGCUGGUGGACGGUGAGAGGGCGGUUGCCAGUGGGCCAAGCUUGUUUUUCCAGGAAGGCCGGCAAGGGGUGGGUCUCCUGCUCCGAGGGCUGACGGGGGUGGCCUUGUUGCCCAGAUGCUCCGAAGAGCUGUUGAAGGGCCUCUUUGGGCUCCAGCCCAGUCCUGGUGGUGCGGGUGUAGGGGGGUACUCCGGUGACCUAAUUCUGGAAAAUCAUGAAGUUGGUACAAAGGCCUUGGCUCCCAUUCUGUUGGGAUUUGGAGGAAGAGUAGGGGUUUAUGGCUUAAUUAUGGGAGAACAACAGAGACUGAUAAGUAGUUACUUACACAUUUUUACCGAUUUCUACCUUGGUAACCCUCUCUUCAAAUGAAGAAAACCGAAACUUGUCCAUUUACAAUUGUCCCCAUCUUCUGCACUGAAACAGCAAAUAAUUUUCCCCACAGAUUCUGUAGGACAUUUAAGAAGCUGUCAUGUGUUUCAUUUGAGUGAGAGAACUCACUGUUUAACCUCAAAGUUUUGUUUCAGUUUCUCUUUAUUACCCAUUCUCUUCUCAAUAUGGUCUCCACAGCUACGGGCACAAGGAUUGCAAAGAAACAAAGAACACUUGAAAAGCUUUGUCUUCUCUCUUUUCCUUUAUGCUCUGGGAUGGACAUCCACCUCCCUUUUGUUUUGGCUUUUGCUUGAGAUUCUGUGGGGUUCCACAACACACUGCCUGAAAACACAAAACCAUAACACUGACUAAAAAUAAAACAGAAAAAACCCAAAUCCCAUUCACCACUGACCUUUUGAAAUUAGCAAAUACAAGUGGCCAAACCUGCCCAUUCCUGGCCCGUUUCUCCCCAGCCUUCACUCCAUCCUGAGUGCUGGUCAGGCCACAUUCAUCCUGGAGUUGGUCCCUGGGCCACCCAGACCCUCCAGGAUGAGCUCUCAUCCUGCAGUCAGUCACAUCAAGACUUGAAUUUCCUUCUCCUUCACAAGAGUUGCUCGGCACCUGCCCAGAACCCCAGCAAGACUCCUCCCAUUCUUGUGGGCAAGGGCAGCUUAUGGGGAAGCUGUCAAGCCAGUGCCGCUCAGGACCCCCCCACCCAGCCUGCAUACCUGGUAUGGGUGUGGCUCCUGGCUGUAGCCUGGGCUGCUUGAGAGCCUCUGCCUUGCUGUCCUCCGAGCUCUCUGCUCUGUGCUUACUGCCUCUGCCAGGCCUGGGAGCAUGGCUUUCAAAGCACUUUAGCCGUUGACUUCAGCCUGUCCAGAUCCCACAGCUCCGGUUUCUAGUCCCACUUGGACUUCUCUCCCUUCAAACAGAAAGCUGCUCGUGCAGAUGCAAAGGUUUCCUGUUCCUCAGACCUUAUAUUUCAGCCGGUGAUGGGAAGAGGUUUUAGGGAGGCAAAUACGGAGGGAGCGAGUCCACUAAGAAUAAGUAUUUUCUGUUCCUUUAUUCACAAAACAAAACGAUGCUUCACCAGUUAGACCUGGGUUUGCCUGGCUCACAGCUUGCGAGCAGAGGACCCUGGAGGUCAGCAGUUCUAAUACUUUUUGCAGAACCAGAGAAGCAGGGCCUGCCCCCCCUCCCCCCUCCCCGGUGUUGCCCUCUGGAAAAGACUGGAGGCAGAGUUCAGGUUCGGCCUGCAGCUAGAUCACCCUAGUGCACAAUGGGUUGGUUUUGUGACUUGAAACCGUGGAUUUAUCUCCUUAAGCCUUGAUUGAGUGAAACAUUCCCGGCCCAGCGGGUGAAAUCGCUUUAGAAACCCCAAGCACCACACAACUGGGAGAGAGCUUCAGGGUCCCGACUCCCCAAGCUUGGGCUGGAGCUGCCCUGUUGUGCACCUCUAGUGUAUGGAGGGUCGUUACCAUUAGCGGAUUUGUUAUAAAUCACAGUUCAAAGGGCUGUCUUGAUAAUUGCACAUUUUGGGGUCAGACGGACAGUUCUGAUCAUCCUUUUACCUUGAAGUGCAGCAAAAGAAGGUUCACCUGUGAUUGCUUGUGCUUGUGGUUUUUGUCAUGUCUGUGACCUGGAGGUUUCUUUGCUGUAAGCUGAGUUUGAUUUUAACUAAAACUAGAUGCUAGCUCCACGUGUCCACGUUAGUGCUCAGCACCAGGCUGAACACAGACCACCGAGGACACCUGGGAAGCUUUGUGGAGCUCUUGCUCGCAGAGGGAGCACCUGGCCACCCAUCUGAAUGUUGAGUAUUAGUGACACCUACUUCCUUUAAGAUGACAUAUGAACAGGCUUUCUUUUCCUGCACCCAAGGGGCUCACCUUGUCUCCCUCCCCCUGGGAUGUGGACCCCCACCAGGGAGAGUUGACCCUGAUCCCUGUGGGAAUCCUGAGCUUUAAAAAAGGCAGACCCUCCUCCCCUCAUCCUAAUUUCUCCCUUGGGGGGCCCGGGAAUUGCCACCCUAAUAAAGACCGACUAGCAGACCUCCAGUGGAGCCGUGUUUGGGGACCGUUAAAGAAAAAAAUAUUCUAUUAAAUGGAAAAUCAUUCGUGACACUUGUUAAAAACAUCAAGGCAGACUUUAUUCAAGGGCGGGUACUACAGUGGGGUUUUGUAGUAGGGGAGAGCCAUCAGUCUUAACUCUGGAUACAGCCAGGAGGAGGGACUUGAUAGCUAAGGAGCAGGGUGGGGUCAGUGGAUGGAAAGUUGCUAAGAGGAAACACGAGGAGUAAGGAGGGUGGAGGGAGGAGGGCUCUGGCUAAACUCAGCACUAGGAUUCUUGCUGAAGGCAGUCUCAGUGGUCAGACAUCACCUGGAAGAUGGUGAAAGAUGAGGAGCCCGCCCAAAUGUGAAGGCAGUCAGGAUUGAGGCUGGGGGGUCCUGGCUAAAAUGGCUUGGUAGGAUGCUUGCUAAAACUGGACAAUGCAGAAGGGGCAGGGUCGCUCCAAAGGCGGGGCCUAGAUGACAGUUCAGAGGAGCCGCAGCCGAGUUUGGCCCGGGAGAGACGAUCAGGCCGCCGGAACGCAGGCGAGUCCGGGUCUGGCGGGGACGCCCACGGAGCGAGCUGCCUGCAGGGGGCGCGCCGGCUCUCCGC
Messenger RNA from Enhydra lutris kenyoni (northern sea otter), 6117 nucleotides. RefSeq names its product WD repeat-containing protein 91. Gene Ontology annotation, cellular component: early endosome membrane; late endosome membrane; extrinsic component of endosome membrane. The coding region runs from base 11 to 2254 and encodes 747 amino acids. Gene Ontology annotation, biological process: early endosome to late endosome transport. The record is from RefSeq and is a predicted model, not a curated record. Gene Ontology annotation, molecular function: phosphatidylinositol 3-kinase regulator activity; protein binding. NCBI's taxonomy places the organism in Eukaryota, Metazoa, Chordata, Mammalia, Carnivora, Mustelidae. The transcript has 15 exons.